Molecule: messenger RNA, 1728 nt
Organism: Corticium candelabrum
Lineage: Eukaryota; Metazoa; Porifera; Homoscleromorpha; Homosclerophorida; Plakinidae
Product: RNA polymerase II-associated protein 3-like
Exons: 11
Coding region: 32-1630 (532 amino acids)
Cellular component (GO): protein folding chaperone complex
Molecular function (GO): protein binding
Source: RefSeq, a predicted model, not a curated record
GACGCAAAUGACGUAAUCCUGGUAGCUGAGAAUGUCAGCUGGUUUGCAGUAUGGAGUGAAAACGAAUGCAGAGGAGCUACAGAGUUACUUGAAAGACCUAAAUCGAUGGACUGAAAAUAUCAAACAAGAGGACGACCGUCUGCGAAGCCAAAAAUCCUCAUCAAAUCAAACAUUUCCAGCUGUUCGCGGUGUUGCAACUCAAAAGAGCAAGCGACAGGAAGUGAGGAAUAAAAAAAUACAAGGUAGUGGAACACGAAAGAUUCUGGAGGGUGAUGAUGUUCAAAAAGAGGAAACUGUUCGUAUAAGUUCUUAUGACUAUAGAUCAUGGGACAAGUUUGAUGUGGAUGCUGCUUUAGCUGCUGUUGACGAGACUGCAAACAACGAGAGUGAUGUAGCUUCACUGGACGAAACAGAAGAAUCUGAAGAUGUGCAGAGCUCUGAUGAAGAUGAACAGUUUAAUGAGAGACAGCUUCAGUUGUCUCUUAUAGAGAAGGACAGGGGUAAUGAGUUUUUCAGAGAGAGUCGUUAUAAUGAAGCUAUUCAGUGUUACACAAGAGGAAUAGAAGCUGAUCCAAACAGUGCACUUCUUCUUGGAAACAGGGCUAUGGCGUUGCUCAAACAAGAAAAAUAUGCUGCGUGUGAGGCAGAUUGUGAUCGAGCAAUUGAAUUGGAUCCAAUGUAUGUGAAAGGAUAUGCUCGAAGGGGUAUGGCUCGAUUUGCUUUAGGAAAAUUAGACGAUAGUCGAAAAGACUUUUUAGACGUUUUGAGAUUAGAACCUAAGAAUAAACAAGCAACUGAACAAUUAGUUAUGGUUGAGAAGAAACUUGGAGUUUACAAAGAGCCACGUGCUGUUAUGUCAGCUGUUAAACGACCUUUGCAUCUCAGAUCAAAGAAACCUCGGAGGAGAAUAUCAGUGGAAGACAUUGAAACCGAGAGUGAGGAUGAAGAAGAAGUAAAAGAAGAAGAACAGAACACUAAAGUGCAAGUUGAAUGCAUUGCAUCUGAGGAAACAAUCAGUAUAGAUUUAAGCCAUGGAUGCAACGUAGAGACAGAGAAGUCACAGCCAGCAGCAAAUGCAAAUCAGAGAAUAGAAGAAGUAUUGGAGAAGAAUCUUGAGCAGAAACAGAAUGAGCAAAGCAGCAGGACUAAUUACAACCAAACCAGCAGUAAUGUAAACGACUUGUUACCAGAUGAUGCCAAAGAGAAUGCAGUGACUUUACCACGUGUAAGUAUUCCGUUGCUUAAAGAGACUGCGAAACAAGUCAGCUUUGAAAUCCCUAAAACUGCGUAUCAGUUUGAAACUGUGUGGAAACAAGUGAGAAAUAAUCCAUCUCUUUUGUACAGUUAUUUAAAGAUGAUUCCUCCUUACAGCUACCCUAAGUUGUUUCAGCAGUCACUUGAAGAUAUUUUGGAGAGACUUCUGACUUGCUUGCACGACUUUUAUGUUCCAAACGAGGAAUGUGUCGUAGAGCAGCUGCAGUGUUUGACAAAGGUUAAACGGUUUAGUGUGGUUGCCAUGUUUCUUUCUACUAAAGAGAAGGAAGUUGUUCGUAAUUUGCUGGAUUAUGUGAGGAGAAUGGGGACAUCAAGUGAGAUUGUUGACAAGCUGAGUAAGGAAUAUGGCUUGUGAUGAAACCAGUAGUUGUUGAUUUACUGCAUGAUUAUAAAUAGGAAAUGUGAUUGGUGGUAUUUUGUAGUUGCCAAACAAGAUUGCAUGAGUGCAUUGUG